ACCAACCUCUCCAACUGGUUCAAUGACGUCUGGCACUGUUGAUCCGACCUCUCCACCUGGUUCAGUGACCUCUGGCCCAGUUGAUCCAACAUCUCCACCUGGUUCUGUAACAACACCUUCAAUACCAACUACUGUGACAUGUCACAAUGGUGGUACUUAUAAUGGAAAAAUCUGCAUAUGUGUCCUUGGGUUUUCCGGUGAUAAUUGUCAAAAUGCGGUACCAGUAAAGCCAGGUGCAUUUAAUCAGUCAGUGAUCAUUAAUGUGGUGGUCAUGAAAGUUUACAUUCCAGAGUAUGACAACCCAUCAACAAAUGAAUACAACGAAUUUGUUGAAAAUUUUCUGAAUAUGAUGAAACCAAGAUACAAAGACGUUCCAUUUUUCAAAGAUGUUAUUGUGACCAAGUUAAGCCGCACAGGUCCUGCUUCAACAUUUGAUCACACUGCAGAGGAGAUAAGAGAAGUCAAAGCAAAGGCAUUCAACUUUAAAGAAAGCACAGACAAUGUAAAUGUCGCACAUGAUGUGAUUCUGGAAGUUAAUAAUGGCAACCAUGAAGCUCAAUAUAAUCAGAGCUUUGAAAAGGUUGGAGAAAUACUUACAGAAGUGGAAGGUUAUGAUAAUAUUUCAGACACCACAUUCAAGAAAACAUCCGUAGACAAGAAAGGUAAGUGUUUAAGCACAUAA
This is a messenger RNA of Poecilia latipinna (sailfin molly), 682 nucleotides long. RefSeq names its product mucin-17-like. Lineage: Eukaryota; Metazoa; Chordata; Actinopteri; Cyprinodontiformes; Poeciliidae. Bases 23 to 682 code for a protein of 219 amino acids. The transcript is spliced from 8 exons. The record is from RefSeq and is a predicted model, not a curated record.